Molecule: messenger RNA, 309 nt
Organism: Cylindrotheca closterium
Lineage: Eukaryota; Bacillariophyta; Bacillariophyceae; Bacillariales; Bacillariaceae
Source: the annotation of a GenBank genome assembly
AUGAGCCCUAGCCACCUCUUUUUUCGACCCGUGGAGUCGUCCAAUGGUUGCUACAGCAGUACGCUUCGAGGACGAGGUCUCACGGCUCUCAAAGAAGAGGGAAAAAAGAAGUCGAAUAUCACUCUUCUAUCUUACCAAAACGAAAGCCUUAGCGUGAAAGCAUCGAUUGAAAAUAUGCUGGAAUGGCACCAUGAGCACGAUCCAGAGACCAUCCAAUCCGAUGAUGAGUGCAAAUCUCGCGUCGCCGUUGCUCGAGGGUGGCUAGAGGUUAGUCAUGCGUUGCACGAUCCAAUCCCUAUUGAGGACUAG